UAACACAACACAAAGCAUCACAACACAACACAGCACGCCCACAAACAUCAUUCUCAGAUCAAAACAUGAAACAAAUGGAUUUUCACCCAUCAAAAGCUGAAGGCCGCAGACCAGUCUCCGUGCUAGAUGGUGAAGGCUCUUACUUCCACAGGAUCCUCUCGAGAGAGCCGUCGGUCGGCAACUCCGGUCGCUACAAUCUGUAUCGAAACCCCGGUCAAAUCCCAUUUCAAUGGGAGAAGCAGCCCGGGAAAUGCAAAUUCGAGCCACCAAAGAAGGACCCCGGCAGCAGCCUCCCGAGAAUCAGCCCCCCGCCAAUCUCGUCCUCCAAGAGCAUGGAACUGCCGUCGAGGCCGAACCGCGGCGGUGGCCUCAAAGGAUCUUGUUCGAGCUGGUCGAAGAUGAAAAUUUGGAGGAUGAUCAAGACCAAGAAGCUCCAGCUGGCGAUGCCCAGAUCCAAGAAUCAAGCGAGAGGCUCUGAAGUUACGAGCAAGUGCAGUUCAAACGGGUCGUCCUGCACUUCUAGCGACGAUAACCGGAUGUCGUCUUCUAGCAACUCGAGUUCGUCCACAUCGUCAUCGUCGACAGCCUCGUGUUUGUCCUUCGCUGCUCCUCUGCAAUUAUCAAACAUGGCAAAAGGACAUAGCGAUUGGCCUUUUUAAUGAGCAUGUACGUGUUCUUCCUUUUUGUUGUCUUCUUCUUUUGAUUCGAAUGUUUUUCAUGAAUUGUGCUUGUAGUUGUUAGUUUUUGUGGAUUUAGUUCAUCGGACACGUCUAUGGGUUGCAUGCGCUAGUGUUGGUGCCACUAAUAUAGAUGUCGUGUAUUUAACAUAGAGCUAUACAGUUUUGAUGAAGAUUGAGAAAAGCGGCAAUUU
Molecule: messenger RNA, 871 nt
Organism: Syzygium oleosum
Lineage: Eukaryota; Viridiplantae; Streptophyta; Magnoliopsida; Myrtales; Myrtaceae
Exons: 1
Coding region: 66-659 (197 amino acids)
Source: RefSeq, a predicted model, not a curated record